AGCCGGGCACCAGAGGAGAUCUUGAGAGUCCCUUUGGCGGGAGGCGGGCGUUCAAAGCAGCGACCCGCUCAGCCUCUGCCCCUCCGCUGUGGCGGUUGCAAGCAAGCCCACUCCUCGCUCGCUCUUUCUCCCGAUCAGCGGCUGUCAAGGGAAGCGAGCGAGUAAGCGAGCGACCCCCCGGGUUUAGAGGAUGCUUCAGUUCCUGGCAAGACGAGCAGCCUAAGCCCGGUCCCGGGGGAACCCCUGGAGCGGAGCAAUCCCCGCCCGCCCACCGGCCCGCUCGCCGGAGCGCCGCGCCGACGCUUCCCUGGAGCCUCCCGACCGGCGGCUUCUCAGCGCCUGGAGCUCCCACGGCUGCUUCUCUCGCCUUUUUUCAUUGGUCGGUGAUGUAUGCAUUUACAUCGCCUCCGAACUUUUCCGAAGAACAGCUUGACUCUAGGUUAUGGCUAAGUCAGAAAGUCAGAUGGAUAUAACUGAAAUGAAUUCCCCAAAACCAAAGAGAAAACUGCACUGGAGUCCACUGGAAAUUGGACUUGCUGCUGUAGUGCUGCUUCUUGCCAUAGUGGCCAUCACCAUGAUCAUUCUGUAUGCAACCUAUGAUGAUGGUAUUUGUAAAACUUCAGACUGUAUAAAAUCAGCUGCCCGACUCAUUGAGAACAUGGAUACAACAGCAGAACCUUGCAAUAAUUUUUACCAGUAUGCUUGUGGAGGAUGGUUAAAAAAGCACAUUAUACCAGAAACAAGUUCCCGUUAUAGUAAUUUUGAUAUUUUAAGAGAUGAACUAGAAGUUGUUUUGAAAGAUGUUCUUGAGAAGAAAGACAGUAAUGAUAUAGAUGCUGUUGCAAAAGCAAAAACACUCUAUAGAUCUUGUAUAAAUGAAACUGCCAUUAACAGCAAAAAAGGGAAACCACUAAUUAACUUAAUGACCAACAUUUCAGAAUGGCCUAUAGCAGCAGAAAACUGGGACGGCUCCACGUGGAGUGCAGAGAAAUCCAUUGCAGAGUUAAAUUUUCAAUUUGGGAGAAAAGUCAUCAUUAACAUGUUUGUUGGUACUGAUGAUAAAAACUCCUCACAACAUGUACUUCAUGUUGAUCAACCAAGACUUGGACUUCCUUCCCGUGAUUACUAUGAAUGCACUGGGCUAUACAAAGAGGCCUGUUCAGCCUAUGUUGGUUUCAUGAUUUCUGUAGCAAAGUUAAUUCGCCAAGAAAGAAAGCUCCCCAUCAAUGACACUGAAAUUUCUGCAGAAGCAGAGAGGAUAAUGGCUCUUGAGCAAGAAAUUGCAAAUGUCACAACCAAAGAUGAAGACAGAAAUGACCCACUUUUGCUAUACCACAAAAUGAAGCUGAGUGAUCUCCAAAAAAACUUCUCCAUGGAAAUCAAUAAUAAGACAUUUGACUGGAUAAAAUUCGUAAAUAAUAUAAUGACAACAGUGGCAAUUGAAGUUAAAAAUACAGAAGAUAUAAUUGUGUAUGCUCCAGAAUAUUUAAUCAAGCUGAAGUCUGUCAUUUCCAAUUACAGUCCCAGAGAAAUUCAAAACUACAUAAGUUGGAGAUACAUCAUGGAUAUGGUGAGCAGCUUAAGUAGUGACUACAAGGACACAAGAAAUAAUUUCCGUAAGGUUUUGUAUGGCACAACCUCAGAUGCUGCAAUCUGGCGCCGUUGUGCAAACUACGUCAACAGCAUUAUGGGGAAUGCUGUGGGGAGACUUUACGUCCAAGAAGCUUUUGCUGGAGAGAGUAAACAUGUGGUUCAAGAAAUGAUUGCACAGAUCCGCGAAGUUUUUAUUAAAACACUGGAAGAACUUUCUUGGAUGGAUGCAAAAACCAAACAGAAAGCAGAAGAAAAGGCUGUGGCAAUUAAAGAACGAAUUGGCUACCCUGAUGAGAUUCUGACAAAUCCUGACAAAUUAAACCAGGAGUACAAAGGUUUGAAUUACAAGGAAGAAGAAUAUUUUGAGAACUUGAUUGAGAACUUGAAAUUUGGCCAGAAGGAAAGACUAAAGAAACUUAGAGACAAAGUGGACAAAGAUGAAUGGAUAACUGGAGCUGCUGUUGUCAAUGCGUUUUAUUCACCUAGCAGGAAUCAAAUUGUUUUUCCUGCAGGUAUCUUGCAGCCACCCUUCUUUAGUGCAUCACAGCCUAAGUCCCUGAAUUUUGGUGGAAUUGGCAUGGUCAUUGGACAUGAAAUCACCCAUGGCUUUGAUGACAAUGGAAGAAAUUUUAACGCAGAAGGGGACCUCAUAGACUGGUGGAGUCAAGAAUCUGCAAACAAUUUUAAAAGUCAGUCUCGGUGCAUGAUAUAUCAGUAUGGGAAUUUCACAUGGGAUCUAGCUAGUGGACAAAACCUUAGUGGAAUCAAUACUCUUGGUGAAAAUAUUGCUGACAAUGGAGGCAUUAGACAAGCAUACAGGGCCUAUGAAUCUUAUGUACAGAAGAAUGGAGAAGAGAAACUGCUUCCUGGGCUUGACCUCAACCAUAAACAACUAUUCUUUCUGAAUUUUGCACAGAUAUGGUGUGGGACAUACAGGCCAGAAUAUGCUGUCAAUUCUAUUAAAACUGAUGUACACAGCCCUGGCAAAUUCAGGGUUCUGGGAUCAUUGCAGAACAACUUGGAGUUUUCUGAGGCCUUUAAAUGUACUGAUAAAGAUUAUAUGGAUCCUGUGAAAAAGUGUCGUGUUUGGUAACAAUGCUACACAUAGCAGAAGCGAAGAGGAACAAGAAAUCUGGAAUGUUUUAAGCACAAUAGAAGUGACUUUGCAGCAAAAGGGACCAUAAAAAGGAUAUAUCAGGUGCACUAAUAAAGUGGAUUUUUUUUAGUAAAGACAACAAAAAAGCCUUGCUCAGAAAGCAUCACCCAGCAGUUUAUUCUGAUUAAACUAGGAAAAUGAUAAAGUGCUCCAAGUAGGAGUUUCAUUUUUUUAAGAUCCUUCCUACUUUCCACUCAGUGUUCAGCUUUUACAUUUUAAUUUGUUCAUUAACACAUUUGUUUAAAAGCAAAUCCCACCAAUUUCAGUGGAACUUACUUUCAGAGGUGUGUACUCAAUUUGAACAAUCCGAGUCACAUAAAUGUGUUCUUAACUUUGAAAACAGAUGAAAAAAGGGAAUACCAAACAAUGCAAAAGCUUGAAUGUGAAAUGUAGUGAGUGUGAGAUUUAGAACCUUUCCCAUUUUUCAUCACACACUUGUUUUUCAGAAAUGGCCUUAGGAGCUUUAGUACCCAGAAAAAAAUGUGUGGGCCUUAAGUUAAUAUACCCUGAAACCCAUUGGAAUCUGGAUACUUUCUUAUUGCACUAAUGGUAGCUGUUAAGUAGAGUCACCUGUAACAACUUUGGCUCUCCAUAUAGUGUAUAUCCUUCCUACACAAGAAGAUGUACAGAGUCAGAGGUUAUGGAUGAAUGGAGUGUGCAAUCACAUGUGCAGUGAUAAUGUGUGCCUAUCACAACCUGUUCUAUAUGCCAUUACUUUCUGGGUUGGAGAUUAAUGGUAGGCAUUGACCCAUCACUGGAUAAAAGAAAAAUAGGCAAGCCCUGUUGUCUUUCAACCUAAUGUCACCUAUUUUUAUAUUCAUAAGUGACGAGUCACAUGGUGAAGGAUCUGUUGCUUCCUCUCAAUUUCACACUACAUAUAGGUCUUCUUUUUCUUCCAGAUGGAGGCUCUCUGUGGGCUCCAUUUUAAAACCUCUUCUCUGCCUGUUCCUUUCUAUUUGAAUCUCUGUUCCUCAAAACAAUCCAAAGACAACUUGAUACUCUAAGAGAAGGGAUUAAGUAUUGACCAAAUGUGUUGCUUGUUGCUUUCUAAAACCAAACAAUACUGUAGAUAAUUUAUUAAUUUUUAGCAUAUCUUAUAAUUAGUGCAGGUGGAAUCAAAUUCCUUCAUGUUUUUUCUAAGAUUCUCCUGUUUUUUCUCAAAUUUUGGUCAUUUUUUUAAAAAAGACAAACUUGUUUGUAAAAUUAUACAAUGUAAUGCUUUUUUAUAUUUAAUUCUGAACUAUUCUGGUCCUGAAUGAGUGCAUACCAUUGGAAUGUCAGGGUACAAACAUUCUUUAAAUGGUUAAUUUUCAAUAAAAGGCCCUUUAGUAAAAGGAUGUGUUGAUAUAGGGACUGAAUUUGAAAUAAGCUUUGAAGAUAAUGAAACACUGGGACAUAAAUACUUAACACAAAUAAUGUUCAUGAUUGUUCUAAAUCAGCAGAAUCUUUGCUUCAGUUAAUAAUGUUCUCUAUGCGGGAGUGUAUAUGUCUGGAUUCAUAAUAAUAAAAAUACUUAAAAAUCUGCUGAUAUGCCUUCCUGCAAAGAGACAAGAAACAUAUUGCUUCUGAUAUUGAAGUACACCAAGAUUUCCAAAAUAAAUGAAUAAAUACCAGAAUACCUCAGAUGGCUUGACUGAGUCUGUUUCUGAGCAUCUAAAGAUUUUAUGUGCAUUUGAAUUUUCACAUUUGUCAUCUGAUGAACCAUUUUGAUAAUUAAAUUUAAGAAACAUUUA
Crotalus tigris (Tiger rattlesnake) is the source of this 4482-nucleotide messenger RNA. It is a transcript of the gene MME, whose product is annotated as membrane metalloendopeptidase. Gene Ontology annotation, molecular function: metalloendopeptidase activity. Gene Ontology annotation, cellular component: plasma membrane. The transcript is spliced from 23 exons. Gene Ontology annotation, biological process: amyloid-beta clearance; protein processing. The record is from RefSeq and is a predicted model, not a curated record. Lineage: Eukaryota; Metazoa; Chordata; Lepidosauria; Squamata; Viperidae. Bases 443 to 2686 code for a protein of 747 amino acids.